This is a messenger RNA of Corvus hawaiiensis (hawaiian crow), 1132 nucleotides long. It is a transcript of the gene BLOC1S3, whose product is annotated as biogenesis of lysosomal organelles complex 1 subunit 3. The transcript is spliced from 2 exons. The record is from RefSeq and is a predicted model, not a curated record. The coding region runs from base 152 to 634 and encodes 160 amino acids. Gene Ontology annotation, cellular component: BLOC-1 complex. Lineage: Eukaryota; Metazoa; Chordata; Aves; Passeriformes; Corvidae.
CUGGGAUCGCUGGGGGGCCGCGGGACCCCCUGGGAUCGCUGGGGGGCCGCGGGACCGCCUGGCAUCGCUGCCGGGCCGCAGCACCCCCUGGGAUCGCUGCCGGGCCGCGGGACCGCCUGGGAUCGCGGCGCCGCGCGGGUCUAGAGAGGCCAUGGCCGCCCCCCGCCCCCCCCGCGUAGUGCCGGGCGAAGCCUCCGAGAGCGACUCGGAGCCGGAGCUGCUGGUGGGGACGGCAGGGCAGGCCCCCGGGGCCGGGCUGAAGGUGCCGGGCGAAGCGUCCGAGACCGAAGAGGAGGAGGAGGAGGAGCAGGAGGAGCAGAGGCCGAAGACUCCGCCAGUGCUGGCGGAGGAGCCGGCGGCGGUUUGGGGGAGCGGCCCCUCGCUGCUGCAGCAGCGGCUGCGGGAGGGCACGGGGCGGCUGCGGGGGGCGGUGGGCAGCGCCCUUCGGCAGAGCUACGGCAGCGCUGCCCGGAGCCUGGGGGGGCUCGGCGGGGCCCUGGGACGGGCGCAGGUCACAGCCGCCGCGGCCGCCCACUGCCUGCGCCUGGCCCGCCGCGAUCUGCGCGCCGUGGCCGACACCAUCGACAUCGUCACGGCCUGUCACCUCCUGCCCGACAUCCGCGGGCAGCUCUGACCGGCGCCGGGAUGUGGCACGGCGUUCACCAUCCCCACUGCGGCUGUCACCGGCGGCGGCACCAACACCUGGCAGACAUCUGCGGGCAGCUGCCAGCAUCACUGUUGUCCUCUCGGCAUCACCAGUGCCACGUAUGCCGUGGCAGGGUCAUUACCGGCAGGGUCAUCACCACAGUGUCCUGCGGAGGGUGGACUUGUGCUGGCACUGAGUCAUGUUUGGAGCACCCCUGACUGACCCUGAAGACCUCCUCACCAGAGUGGCAUCAUCACCAGUGUAGCCACAGUGACACCAAACAGUGGCUUUGGUAAAGAGACCGCCGGCCUGGCACCCCAGGACCUCCAUGCUUUGGUGACACCAUCGCUGCUGGCCGCCUGGCCAGCCGCCACCAUCCCUGAACUGCAGCCUGGUGCUGGCUCAUCACCAUUGUCCCCAAAUGCCACUGUUUUAUGUGACAUGGAACUGAAUAAAGCCGUGAUGGCGUCAGAGCCAUAGUGGGGA